Molecule: messenger RNA, 438 nt
Organism: Necator americanus (New World hookworm)
Lineage: Eukaryota; Metazoa; Nematoda; Chromadorea; Rhabditida; Ancylostomatidae
Exons: 1
Coding region: 1-438 (145 amino acids)
Source: RefSeq, a predicted model, not a curated record
AUGAAGAAUAGGGUCCGACAGGGUGAUACAAUUUCACCCAAAAUAUUCACAGCCACCCUCGAGAACGCAGUGCGAAAGUUGGAAUGGGACGACAUGGGAGUGAAGGUUGAUGGUCGGCAGCUACACCAUUUGCGCUUUGCUGAUGACAUCGUACUGAUAACACCUAGCAUCAGCCAAGCGGAAGGAAUGCUGACCGAGUUUCACGAAACAUGUGGAUGCAUCGGUCUUCAGCUGAAUCUACAAAAGACGAUGUUCAUGCGGAACGGAUGGGUCUCGGAUGCCCCAUUCACGCUCAACGGAACGAACAUAUCCGAGUGCACCAGCUACGUUUAUCUGGGUCGGGAACUGAACAUGAUGAACGACCUGACCCCGAGCUGGGCGAGCUGGGCAGGAGGAGACGAGCGGCUUGGGGAGCGUACAAGAGCAUCGAGGAUGUAG